AAGAGGAAUGGUAUUGUUUUAUAUUUGCAGAGAAAAUUAUGAAUGCGGGAAUUUUUCUUUUCGUGGAUGAGUGGAUAAGUUCUUGUAGCAGGCGGCCUCAGUGCAAUACCUGGCAAACUGAAAGUAUUGUAUGAAAUAAGGUAGCAUGAAAGAGUAAUUGAUGCGAUAAAAAGGUGUGGAGCAGAAUUGAAUGAGCGCCGAAAAGAACAGAGCAAAAAUUCCUACAUUGGCAAAGACUUUCGCAUUUUGCUUUCAAAACUCUUGCGCUGGAAGAACAAUAAAAAUUGCACAAAGUGCAUUCGGUAGCUUGCGUAGCAGAAGGAAGUUUAAUCGUUAAAUUGCAUGCGAACAAGUCUUUAUAAAAAUACAAAAGAAAUAUAAAGAUUGCCGAUUGUAAGCAGAUGAAAUCUUCUAUGGUCAAGGGGUACGAGAACUCAAUCUAGUGUGCGUAUGUGGAGAAAGUGGCGGUGGAGCGGGUGCACGUACCAUUGUUUUUGUGUAGUGUUAGUGUCAAAGUGUUUAUUUUUGGAUAAAAUAUAAAUAUAAAAAAGAAACGAAAAUGCCAAAUACCGAAAGCAUUAACUUAGCCUUGCCUGAAAUUUAGCUAGUAAAGGAGAAACAUAAGGCAACGAACUUAUGAAGUGAACUCAACCAACAAAUAUCACAAUCGAAAUUUAGUGAGUUUCGUGAUAUAUAAAUUGGCAUUUUUCUGAAAGAAAGAUAAGGCUCUCUCAAGUGUAAAAGGAAGUGGUGAAUCUGCAAUGGCAACGGAGAAGUUACGCAUAACAUUAAACAACCCGGAAAAAGUAUAUUCUGCGGGCGAAACAAUAAAAGGCGAAAUCUCUUUAAAUCUAACCAAGCGCACAAAAAUACGUGCUAUAAAAGUGCAAAUUACUGGCAAAGGCAAAUGCAAAUGGAUAGAAAUAUUACGUAAAAAUUCCAACAAUGAAUCAGCGCGAAGUCUCUUCUACUCCAGCAAAGAAAUUUACGCACACAAUGAGCACACACUGCCCGUCUUUGAGCCGCGCGGCAUUGAAUUGAAUCCCGGUGAACAUAAUUUCGAAUUUACUGUACCACUCGAGUACAAUCUACCAUCUAGUUUUAAAGGUAGUUACGGUUCCAUAAAGUAUAAAUUGCGUAUAGUCAUCCAAAGGCCAUGGACUUUCGACGAACGUCACAUUAUACCGCUAACUGUGCUGAAGCAUAUGCCGCUUUCACCGUGUUAUCGUUCGAAUCCCACCUCAUUGGAAAAACAAAUUACCAAAACAAUUAGUCUAUUUGGUACACGUCCCAUAACAAUGCUGGCAUUGUUGCCGGAAGAUUCAGCGGUACGUGGUGAACCUUUGCGUAUUUGUGUCACUGUCACCAAUAACAGUACGACAAAUGUGGAGAAACUACGAUUCAGUGUGCUACAGUAUAUCUGGUAUUACAGUCAUGUACCGUUACGUGUGCAAAAAAUGGAAUGCGUACCACUAGUCAAUAAAGAGACUGGUGCAGUGCAUAAGAAGAGUGAACGUUCCUUUGCACAUGAGCUAAUGAUACCGCCUACGACCCAACCGUCCGAUGAUGAGCUAAGCGGUGUUAUAAAUAUAUCAUAUGAGUUGCGUGUGGAAGCGGUGCUACGUGGCUUUUUUAAGAAUCUCAUACUUAAUUUACCCUUUAAGAUGUAUUCGAGUGGGGCGACCGCUGUACUUAAUAAUUUAUCUGGUGGUCCACCAAGACCGCCACCUCGAUAUGGCAAUCGUAAUAGUGUUAACAUUGGCAUGGUAGCGAAUGUCACAAUGAACGGUGCGGGCAAUCCAUUUGAGAAUAGCGCUACACCAUUGAGUAUUGCAACUUAUCCUUCACUUGAUUCAUCCAUCGGCUCGCCAUCGCACUCCUCACAAUAUAGCGAAUACAGUUCAUUACGUUCAGUUAAUUCCGAUUCUUCUGCGGCAAGUCCCGCCUUAGCGGGAGAUAUUUCAUAUGUCUCUGGCAUAUCCUCCAACUCCUCUACGACGACAUUAAGUCCGGCUUUGGCUGGUGAUCUUUCAUAUGAAUCUUGCGCAUCGCCACAAUUUAAUAGUCCUUCGGCGCGUGCUAGUCUGCGCAGUUCAACGGUGCCCUAUGUUAUGUAUCCACCGAGUAGUAGUCCACUCAUGAUCAACUCUUAUCCGCCAGCACAAGUACCAACAUAUCCGUCAUUAUCGGAAUCACCUGGUUAUUCGCUGAUGCGUUUAGCCGAAGACGUAUUACCUCCACCGCCCAUCACACCGCCCUCAGGGUCGACAGUGGGCACAUUAGCGCGCCAGGAAUCUUCUACAUCAGCCACAACGGCAGCAGCGCGUUCGUCGUUUUUGCAUGGAAUGCAGCCACCAGGAGCGCAUGAACUGCCACCAUCUUAUGAAGAACUUUUCGGCUCCGCCACUGCACCACCUGAAACACCGAAAUGAUACUGCAACUACUUCCAGAUAUAAAAUACUUUAACUAAUAAUUCACUAAACACCACUACGGCGCCAAAAGUUACUAGACCCACCCAGGAAAGAGUAGAGUAUGGACCUGCUGGGCACUCCUCUUGUUCUAAAUGAAAAAUCAUUAAAUAUUA
This is a messenger RNA of Bactrocera neohumeralis, 2584 nucleotides long. It is a transcript of the gene Leash, whose product is annotated as arrestin domain-containing protein 3. The record is from RefSeq and is a predicted model, not a curated record. The coding region runs from base 762 to 2432 and encodes 556 amino acids. Gene Ontology annotation, cellular component: cytoplasm. NCBI's taxonomy places the organism in Eukaryota, Metazoa, Arthropoda, Insecta, Diptera, Tephritidae. The transcript is spliced from 3 exons. Gene Ontology annotation, biological process: protein transport.